Phodopus roborovskii (desert hamster) is the source of this 5142-nucleotide messenger RNA. It is a transcript of the gene Nectin1, whose product is annotated as nectin cell adhesion molecule 1. The transcript has 6 exons. Gene Ontology annotation, cellular component: adherens junction. Bases 141 to 1688 code for a protein of 515 amino acids. Gene Ontology annotation, biological process: heterophilic cell-cell adhesion; protein localization to cell junction; homophilic cell-cell adhesion. The record is from RefSeq and is a predicted model, not a curated record. NCBI's taxonomy places the organism in Eukaryota, Metazoa, Chordata, Mammalia, Rodentia, Cricetidae.
CCCCGGCCGACGGCUGCGGCUGACCUGGAUCCUCCGAGCGCCAGCCGGCCGCCAGCGAUCCGCCCUCGUCUUCCAGGCUGGUUUCUGGAGCGCGAGGAGCACCCUCCUGGCCGCCCCUUUCGCCGGACCCCCGCCCUCCGAUGGCUCGGACGGGGCUUGCGGGCGCCGCUGGACGCUGGUGGGGACUCGCUCUCGGUUUGGCUGCCUUCUUCUUCCCAGGCACUCACACACAGGUGGUGCAGGUGAACGACUCCAUGUAUGGCUUCAUAGGCACGGAUGUGGUACUGCACUGUAGCUUUGCCAACCCACUGCCCAGUGUGAAGAUUACCCAGGUCACAUGGCAGAAGUCCACCAAUGGCUCCAAGCAGAAUAUGGCCAUCUAUAACCCAACUAUGGGCGUUUCCGUGCUGCCCCCUUACGAGAAACGAGUGGAGUUCCUGCGACCCUCCUUCAUCGAUGGCACCAUCCGCCUCUCCCGCCUGGAGCUGGAGGAUGAGGGCAUGUACAUCUGUGAAUUUGCCACCUUCCCUACAGGCAACCGCGAGAGCCAGCUCAAUCUCACUGUGAUGGCGAAACCCACCAACUGGAUUGAGGGUACCCAGGCAGUGCUUCGAGCCAGGAAGGGACAGGAUGACAAGGUCCUGGUAGCCACCUGCACCUCAGCCAAUGGGAAGCCUCCCAGUGUGGUGUCCUGGGAAACACGGCUAAAGGGCGAGGCAGAAUACCAGGAAAUUCGGAACCCCAAUGGCACAGUGACAGUCAUCAGCCGUUACCGCUUGGUGCCCAGCCGGGAAGCCCACCGGCAGUCCCUGGCUUGCAUCGUCAACUACCACCUGGACCGCUUCAGGGAGAGCCUCACACUCAACGUGCAGUAUGAACCUGAGGUGACCAUUGAGGGUUUUGAUGGUAACUGGUACCUGCAGCGGACAGAUGUGAAGCUUACGUGCAAAGCGGAUGCGAACCCCCCAGCCACUGAAUACCACUGGACCACGUUGAACGGCUCUCUCCCCAAGGGUGUGGAGGCCCAGAACAGAACCCUCUUCUUCCGAGGACCCAUCAGCUACAGCCUGGCAGGGACCUACAUCUGUGAGGCCACCAACCCCAUUGGUACCCGCUCAGGCCAGGUGGAGGUCAAUAUCACAGAAUUCCCCUACACCCCGUCUCCUGAACAUGGGCGGCGUUCGGGGCAGGUGCCCACAGCCAUCAUUGGGGGCGUGGCAGGGAGUGUCCUGCUGGUGCUGAUUGUGGUAGGAGGGAUCGUAGUGGCACUGCGCCGGCGCCGGCACACCUUCAAGGGUGACUACAGCACCAAGAAGCAUGUAUACGGCAAUGGCUACAGCAAGGCAGGAAUCCCCCAGCAUCACCCGCCCAUGGCACAGAACCUACAGUACCCAGAUGACUCAGAUGAUGAAAAGAAGGCCGGACCGCUGGGUGGGAGCAGCUAUGAGGAGGAAGAAGAAGAGGAGGGCGGUGGAGGGGGCGAACGCAAGGUGGGCGGACCCCACCCCAAGUAUGACGAGGACGCCAAACGGCCCUACUUCACUGUGGAUGAAGCUGAGGCCCGUCAGGACGGCUAUGGGGACCGGACUCUGGGCUACCAGUAUGACCCUGAACAGCUGGACUUGGCUGAGAACAUGGUUUCUCAGAACGAUGGGUCUUUCAUUUCCAAGAAGGAGUGGUAUGUGUAGCCCUGCCUUCUGGAGCCUCUGUCGGUACCCACUUCUCCCUGGCCCCUACCCGCACGUCCCCUGCCCACCCCCACAGCCCACUGCCCCAGGAGCUCGACAGAGACUUGACCAGCUGCCCUAAACCAGCCCCAAACUCCUGGGGAGCCAGGGGAGCUCAGGGCAGACCCCACUUGGCUUUGUUUUUUUAUUUCCUCCCUCUGCCCCCCUUCCCCACGGUGUUGUGUUCUACUGUGACUUUGGUGUUGCUGUAUCUUUCCUUUAAGGACCCUAUCCACUGCCCUCUGUGUAGGGAGCCCUGUUCUUGUCUUGUGUACUUGGGCAUCCCUCCAGGGUUUGGGGAGCCAGUCCUCUCCCACCCCCAACACUGGAAUUUGUUUGUGUUCUCUUCACUGGGGAUGGAGGGCAAAGGGGCCUUCGAGAUGAAGAGCACCCUCACCCCGCCCCACAUGCUGCUCCUCUUCCCAGAGAGAAAUAACCCAGUGCCCCCCACUCUAAGCUGAUGCAGCCAGUGCACCUAAGAGGUUUUAGGGGAGCCCUCCAUGGUACCCAGAGGGGUCUUGUCUGUGAAAUAAUGGAGUUGAGGUUCCUACUGGGGCCCUGGGCAGUGUGCUUUUCUGGUGAGGGUGGCUUAUGUUCUUUCUUUCUUUCUUUCUUUUUCCUUAUGGCCUACACAAUGGAGGUUGACCUAACUCUCCUAUAUCCCUUUCCUUUAUCCCCAGUCCACUCUCUACACGCAGGUGUCCUGGGGUGGACUCUACCCACAGUUCCUGUAUGCCCCUGCCAACACGUGCACACACGCCACUGGGUCUAUGCCAAUCUCCCCCAGUGCUCUCACACCCUGCCCAGGCUAAACCCUGCCCCACGCCUCACCCUCUGCUUUGGCUCUUACUCCUUCCCAGCUCAGGGAGGGAUCAGUCCACAGAAGCAUCCAGAGACGGUGAGGAUGAACCCCCAGCCACUGCCACUCUAAGAUGUCAGUGUAGUGCCAGCCUUUCAAACAGUGUGCACAUUUCUCAGAUUUCUCUUAAUCUGCCAACACUUGACUCUUCUGGAAAGUCGGGGCUGGGAUCCCAGGAAGGAAGCGGAGGCAACGAAGUAUUUAUAUGUUGAGGGCAGCCUCGUGGAAGUUCUGCAAACAUAGUCUGGUAGACUGAAGGGGGCUGCUAGCGUCUCACACAGAAAAGCCAGUAUAGAUGUCACAGGUAUCAGAGAAGGGGGGGCACCCAGGAACCUGCUGCUUGUCCACAGUCUGACCCCUACCAUUUUCUCCUGGUGCCAUGAUGAGAUGAGGGGGACCACAGAAGGGCCCUCCUUUGCAUGCAAAGUCCCUCUUUGAAUGGGGCUCUGGCUUCUUCAGCCAUUUGGGGCUGGGCCAUCCCUUGAGUGCAUGGAGAAAGGCCCCUUCCCAGACCUCUGUCCCCAAGCUCAAAGUGCCUCAGUUUCUCCAUCUGUGCCCCCAGAUUCUCCACAUUCUAAAUUGACAUGCCUAUGUCCUGGGGUAGGCAAAGUGGGCUACAAGAGACCUAGGACCCGCCAGCUAGGAUCUCAGCUAAUUUAGCCCAAGGUGACACUCUGAGGGAUAGUAAGUGUUGGGGAGAGGGGAGGCAGACCAUUCUGUGCCCCACGGGCAUUGACCCACCCUGCCAUAGGCUUCCUAAGGGAGCCCCAGCCCUCACCCCACUCACCUCCCUGGUGCUGCUAUUAAAUUCCUGGUCCAAGCGCCAUCUCUGGUAACCCUCAGCCCACCAGCUGGGGCCAUUUCACCAGGCCCUCACUGCCCUAGUCCCAGCCCAGGCCGCCCAGUAGCCACGUAGCAGAAGUCUGAAGCCAUGCCAGCCCUGUGGUGGCUCUCCCCUCUUGGCAUUGGGGAUACUGGAUGGGGUGGAGUUUGGGGAAGAAAAUUCUGGGGCCUUUGUAGCCACAGGGCAGAGGAAGAUAGGGAAGCUGGGCUGCUUCUCCCAGCAGUAUUAAUGUCCCUCCCAUGUCACAUCACUUCCCUUCUCAUGCCCUGGCCCCUCUGCUUGGUCCCCUUACCCCAAAGGCGGGAGGCAGAACCUUAACUGCCCCAUAGAGGUGUUUCUGUUCUAUGGAACCAUAAGACUGAAAGGCUCGUCCUGAACCUCUUGUACCUUUCACUGUCACCCCCUUGUCCCUUGUUUUGUGAUGGAUUGAGGAGGCCCUGGGCCCGGGCAAAGCACCUAAGCUCCCCUCAAGACACCCGCACGCCUUUCCCCCAAGCAAAGCACAAUUAGUGGUGUGCACACAGCAGAAUCCAGGAUCCCAGCGCUGGCGCUGCUACCAGGCAGCUGCUACCUGGGCUAAGAGAGGAAGUGAUGAGGCAGGGAUCAGUAGCUGGGUCUGGAGAGGAGGGGCUUUCUUUGCCCUGUGUGUGGGACAGUGGCAGCAUCCAGCAGACAGUGCAAGGCCCAGUGCAGCACAGCGGAGGUCACCCUCAUGUCCCCAAGCCAAGCUGAGCAUCUGCCUUACUGCACAGAGAAUAAACUUGGUGUGUUAACAGUGCCAAGGCCUCUCCAGUUGUCAUCCUCACUAUCCCAUUACACACACACACACACACACACACACACACACACACACACACACUGCCCCUCUGCUGCCCUGGACUCCUGUUUCCCUACAGGUUUUGAUAUUGUUCUGAUGUCCAACACCCCUCUGAGUCUCUUACCAGAAGGACUGAAAAGAGCAGCAGCACACAAUCAGUGAACACAUGCCCAGCAUACCGACACACGCCUUCCACAGACCAAGCACAGACAGGCGUGUGUGUGCACAAGUACACACACGAGGAACGGGAAGCCCUUACUAACGCUCAGGUCCAAGACAGAUGGACAGGGGCCCAAGCCCUGGGAAGGCGCCACCUCUGCCAGCCACCCCCGUGUGCCCCAGUCACUGGUGCAAUAACUUCUGCCGCCCUCGAGGUGGGAGAAUCAGGACUCAAGUCAGGUGGGUGGGGCCACUCCUCUGAGCCCACAAGAUACCAUAUUCCCUUUCCUGGAAGGAGAGGGGGUGCUCCCAGGCCUCUGGGGGGCCACGUGGAGACUUCCCCAAGCCUGACUGCCAACUGAAACACCUUUUCCUGGUGAGGACAGGUGGCUCAAGCUGACCUGGGCCAGAGCUACCCAGAGCUGAGGGACCCAGUCUCACGGAUGCUGCUUCCUGACCCUGGCUGUGAGGAAUGGGCUUGGGGGGGGGGUGAGUUUUGUUUUGUUUUUUAACAAAUGGAAACAAAAUCCAGAAGAAGCUGCCAAGCUUGGUUUGCUUUAGUUUCUUCAUUGCUGGUUUCCUCUUUGGACCUGGGGACAGCCCAGCAGAUUCUCCUGGUUCUGACCUGAGGGGGGCGGUCCCACCCCCUUUUACUUGUAUUAAAAAAAAAAAAGAUGGGUUGAAAAUGUACUGAGAAAAAAAAUGUACUUUUUUAUAAAUAAAGUGUUUAAAACAA